Molecule: messenger RNA, 684 nt
Organism: Leptonychotes weddellii (Weddell seal)
Lineage: Eukaryota; Metazoa; Chordata; Mammalia; Carnivora; Phocidae
Source: RefSeq, a predicted model, not a curated record
AUGGCGUCCUAUGGCAUGUUAGCCUUUGGCUUGAAACCAGACGAUCUUUGGCAGCCCUCGAAGGUUGUGGCUGAGCUCCUGUGCUCCUGCGUGAGCGCGCGCCAGCCGGGGCCCCGGGGCCGGGAUCCCCGCCCUCUCCGCCCGCCCCGCCUGGACGGUCCUUCCCGACCGGUGGGCGCCCCCUCGCCAUCCUUCAUCCUUCUCGCCCGUCUGGAAACUCUGGUCCUCUCAGCAGCCCCCUCCUCCUGGUUUUUCCUUCCUGUUUCUGUCUCCAGGACACUCACAGAACUUCUGAAGCAGCCGGACUCCCAGGAGCCACUGCCCCCACCCCUGGGCCCACCUCUGGGUAGCUGUGUGCAGGUGCAGAUGGGUGAUGGCCUCCCCCGGGGCUCCCCCAACAGCACAGACAAGAAGCGCCCCAACAACGUGCCCCUGGGGUCAGCAACACCGGGACCCCUGCGUGGCCCCAGGCUGCAGGGCGGUGGCAGCAUGACGCUGCAGCCCGACUACACCAAGUACGCCACCCUCAAGGCAGCCGCGCUCAAGGCCGCAGAAGCCACACCACAGGACUUCUACCAGCGUUUUCCUGCCAGCGAACCUGCCCCGCGGACCCUCCCGGCGCGGGCCCCGCGGCCCCACGUACCUGUCUACCUGCUGGUCCCCAAAUACCCCAUCUAUUCAUGA